Amyelois transitella is the source of this 1557-nucleotide messenger RNA. It is a transcript of the gene Ccnl1, whose product is annotated as cyclin-L1. The record is from RefSeq and is a predicted model, not a curated record. Gene Ontology annotation, biological process: regulation of transcription by RNA polymerase II. Gene Ontology annotation, molecular function: cyclin-dependent protein serine/threonine kinase regulator activity. Gene Ontology annotation, cellular component: nucleus. NCBI's taxonomy places the organism in Eukaryota, Metazoa, Arthropoda, Insecta, Lepidoptera, Pyralidae. The coding region runs from base 310 to 1533 and encodes 407 amino acids. The transcript has a single exon.
AAUAAUAAAUUUGUAGAGAAUUAUAUACAUUAGUUACUCCAAAGAAAAUGUUUGCGAAAUCUUAGUUUGACAUUCUGCUUAUUCGUGGCGCCAUCUUGGCUUGUUUGUCUCUGGCUGUCACUUCCCUUCGUUCCAGCGCCGGUUCCAUAGUUUUUUUUUCGAGUUUCGUGUUUUGUAUCAAUAUGAUUUUAACAUAAAACCAUGUAUUCAAUAAUAUCAAAAUUAAAAGUGUAAAGUGACAUUUGUUUGUAAGCAACUUACAUACGUGUUGUGCGGAUUGUUCACUGAGUGAAAGCUAACCAAAUCAAUAUGACAACAACCACAGUACAAAAUUCAGCUAAAACCAGCAAUGCCACGCCUGCUAAGCCACAGAAGAACUAUGGGAAAAUCGUCCUUACAUUGUACAACUGUUUGCUGCCAGAAACUGCGUUCAAAGAGACUCCAUCACAAGCUGAUGGGCUGGACAUAGAAACCGAAACAGACUUGCGAAUUUUAGGAUGCGAACUCAUUCAAACUGCUGGGAUUCUGCUUAAAUUACCACAGGUGGCCAUGGCAACGGGGCAGAUAUACCUCCAAAGGUUUUAUUAUUCCAAAUCCUUUGUCAGAUUCCCAAUGGAGACUAUGGCAAUGGGUAGCAUAUACUUAGCCUCUAAAGUGGAAGAGAAACCAUGUAGGAUUCGUGACGUCAUCAAUGUAUUCCAUCACAUCAAGCAGGUGAGAGGUCAAAAGACAAUUAGUCCAUUGAUUGUUGACCAGAAUUAUAUUGAGAUGAAAAAUCAAGUCAUAAAAGCUGAAAGACGGAUAUUGAAAGAACUGGGUUUCUGUGUCCAUGUUAAGCAUCCACACAAGCUUAUUGUAGUCUACCUACAAGUGCUACAGUAUGAGAAGAACCGGCUAUUGAUGCAGAUGGCUUGGAAUUACAUGAAUGACGCUUUAAGGACUGAUGUCUUUAUGAGAUUUCCUCCAGAAACAAUUGCAUGUGCGUGCAUUUAUUUAACAGCCCGUAAAAUUGGAUUGCCACUGCCAAACAACCCUCAUUGGUUCCUGCUGUUUAAAGUGCCCGAAGAGGAUAUACGAGAAGUGUGUAUACGUAUUCUGCAGCUGUACAAACGGCCUAAAGUCAACCCGGAUGAGUUAGAAACUAAAGUUGAUUUGUUGAGGAAAAUAUAUCAAGCGAACAGGCAGGCGGCUAAGGAAAAUAAUGCCAAAGCUGAAGAGAAGAAGGCAGAAGCCCAAACUGCGUCAACUUCUAAAGAUACCAGACGUGAUUCAAAGAAAGAAAAAUCACCAAAAACCCCUCCUCUUACUUCCAAAUAUCAUAGUAGUCAUAAGUCUAAGAAGGAAAGGCGGUCAAGGUCUCCUUAUGAUCGUAAAAGGGAGUAUUCGAGUAAAAGGCACAAGUCUCGCUCGAGGGACCGCGAUAUGGACCGUUCCAGGGAAAGGAGGUCCGAUGACAAACGAAGUCGCUCCUCGAGGAAGUAUGAUGAUUAUGAACGGUCAAAGUCCAGCAGAGAUGAUAAGAGAAAACAUUAGGGUAGUAUGUUAAUUUAAUUAUAA